Molecule: messenger RNA, 2778 nt
Organism: Plasmodium relictum
Lineage: Eukaryota; Apicomplexa; Aconoidasida; Haemosporida; Plasmodiidae
Exons: 1
Coding region: 1-2778 (925 amino acids)
Source: RefSeq, a predicted model, not a curated record
AUGGGAAAAGUUAAGAAUAUUAUGAAGUACUUAAAUACAUCAGCAAAAUUUAGAUUUGAAUUGUCUGUUGAUUAUAUUAAUUUAAAAUCCUAUGAAAAUAUGUAUGUAACAUUUGAAUUGGUAAAAGGAUCAGCUAUAAUUAAAUCAGAUGAAAAAAUAUUACUGAAGAAUAAAAGAGCAUACUUUAAAAGGUCAGUUGAAAUAAAACUCACUUUAUAUCUUAAAAAACAUAACAAAUCAUAUGAAAAUAAUUUUUUUUUUCUCAUUUUUUAUAUAAUUAAUAACGAUGAAAAAUAUAUCUUAGGAAAAUGCAAAAUUAAUUUUAGUGAAUUUAUCAAUAUAAAUCAAUUCUAUUAUAUAAAACUUCCUAUAAAAAAUAAUUUAUUAAAUAAAGGAUUUGUUAAUUUAAAAAUAAAAUGUUACAAUUUAGAAGAAGAAGAAGAAAAAAACAAAUCAGAAAUAAAUAACUAUGUCUCAAAUUCUAGUACCGCUAAUUAUAUUUUAAGAAAAAACAAAAAUAUACUCGAAGGAAGUGUUAAUGAAAAUAACUAUAAACAUAUAGACGAUAACAAUAAUAAUAAUCCAUAUACUCUUCAUUCGAAUGAAAAUUAUAUUCCUUGUAAGGAAAAUAACAAUAUGAAUCAUUUAAAUGAAAUAAAUAUUUAUAAUAUAAAGAAAAAAGAUAAUAGCAAUGUUGCUAAUUUAAAUCAAAUAAAAUGGAAUCAUACAACUUUAAAUAAUUGCAAGACAAAUAAAAAUGGUAUAAGUAAUAAUGAAACACAGGAAAAUAGUAAAAUUUCAAAUAAUAGUGAAUGUAAUUCUCCACAUAAUUAUAAUGAUGUGUCUAUUAUUCCUUUAAAGAAAUGUAUAAAUGAUUCAUUUAAAAAACUUAAAGAAAUGAAUAAAUUAAGUUCUAAAACAAUAUUUGAUAUUAACAAAAGAGAAAUUAAAGAAGAUUUAAUUAAUAAAAAUUAUGAUGAUGAACACCUCAAUUAUAAAGUUACAAAUGAAGAACUUAAUCAAAAUUUAAAAAAUUACGGAGUAAGUAAAAAGGAAAACAAUAACACAGAAAAAAAAAAAGCAGAAAUACAAUUUUCGAGUGAUCAUGAUUGCCAUUCAGAAAUACAAAGUAAUAAGUGUAAUAGAAUUAACAAAGAAGAAACAGAAUCAGAUUCCAAUUUAAAGGUGCAUGCUAUGAUUGGAAACAUGGAAAAAGCAAUAAGAAAUUCUCAAAUUAUUGAAAAUAUGAAUUAUUUCUAUUUAAAAGAAGAAAUGAAUGAUAAUGGAGAAAAAUGUUACAAUAAGCCAAAUAGGGCAAAUGAUGAUGAACUAGAUAAACAAAAUUUUUAUAAUUUAGAAGAUCUAAGUGAAAGUAAGAUAGACUUUCAAAUUGAUCGAGAACUAAGCGAAAUAAGUGAUGAUACAAAAUUAAAUAAUCAUAAUAUAAAUAAAAAGAAUUCUUUAGUAGAAGAAUCCAAUGAAUCCAUUAAAACUUUUAUAGGAGUAAAGAAGAAUCUUGAAUUACUCUCAGAUAAAAGAAAUGAAGAAAUUAAAAUAUUAUUAAAUGAAAUUUCCCAAUUAGAAAAAAAUUCUCAACUAAAAGAAGAAGAUAUGAAAAAAUUGAUUUUUAAAAUUUUAAAAAACUAUGUAAAGUUUUCUAAGAAAAAAUGCGAAGAAUUCGAAUUUUUCAUUAAAAAUUUAAAACAAUUACUAUUUAUAUUAAAUGCGGAAGAAUUUUCCAGUGAUAUAGUUGAUAAAAAAAGGGUAACAAAUAGGCAUAAUGGUAUACAUAGUUUUGAAAAAUUUACUAAAAAAGAUAUAAAAAUAAAUCAUGAUAUUAUAUUUAAUGAAAAAUGCGAAAUUUUACAUGAUAAUGAAAGCAUACCUAAUGAAAAUAUAAUUUUAAGAAAUUUUAAGAAAAUAGAUAAUUACUGUAAUAUAGUAUUAGAUAAAAAUAUAAAUAUUUUUUCAUUAUGUACCCAUUUUGAAACUAUUAGUGAAUAUAUAAAUUCUUUGUUUAUUUUAAAAAAAAAAGAAGUGAUUUAUGUAAUGCAAAUUUUAAUUAAUAUAUUUAACGGGUUAAUUGAAAAACAGAAAAUACCAGAAGAUUUAAAAAAAAAAAAAUAUAAUUGUUUAGUAAAUAUAGAAGAUGAAAAUAUAAAAUAUUUAAGUGAUGAAUGGAAUGAAAAGUUUAUAAAUGAGGAGGAAACAACAAAAGAAAAUAUAUCUAAAUUAGAAAAAGAAAAAAUCAAUAUAUUAGAAGAAAAUAAAGAGUUUAAUAAUAAUUAUAACAUUUUAGAAAGCAUUCCAUUUUACUCAAAAAUAGGUGGUUCAUAUGAAAAAAGUAUAGCUAACGAUUCCACAAUAAAAAAAUUAACUGAUGAUGUGAAUAAUGUACAACAAAUUAUUGAAGAACUAAAAAAUUCUUUUGAAGAAAAUAAAAAGUAUGUAAGUAUAAAAAUUAAUAAUGAUGAUUUAAUAAAAAAGAUAAUAAAUCAAUAUAACAUAGAAAAUGGAAAAAUAGAAGUAGAUGGAUAUCCUUAUGUUACCUUAGAAAGCAUUAUAAAUCAAAAUAUAUUACUAAAUGUAGAAAAAAAAAAAAUAGCCAAUAUGAAAAAAUUUUCAAAUCUUAAUAUAGAAAAAACAAAAACGAAAAAAUAUCAUAAAAAAAUAAAGGAGCUAGAACGUGAAUUAAUGAACACCAAAUUGUUAUUUGCACAAAGCGAAACAAAAAGGGAACAAGAAAUUAAUGAAUUAAAAAAAAAAUACGUGUAUUAA